GUUAUGAAGAGUGCGCGCCGUGGACAUCAAGAUGGCCGCUACGUACAUCUGAUGAUAGUUAUACGUAUUCGUAAAAGUCGUGACGGCGUUUCGUGAUAGAGGUGCCGCGCUUUUUCGAGGUUUCGAGAUGGUGAGAGUGUAUAGUUAGUUGGAUCUUUAUCGAUGAGGAUUUGCUCGUUUACCCUCAAUGGUAUUUUCUGCAUCCGCGGCCGGCUACGGCUCGCAUUGAACCAUGUUCGGUAAAAAACUUCAUGUAGACGUCAAAAAGUCAACACUCAAAGUUCAGGAUGUUAAAAAGGACAGUGCGACCCGAUUUAAACAUCUUAAAAUUGUUCUAGAAAAUGUGGAUACGGAUGAAGCGAAAGGCUUUUUUGAAGGGAAUUUUAGUCAUGUUUAUUUUAUAUUAUACGACUGCUUUGUAUCUGCUGAGGCCAAUCUACGACAGCGUGAACUUUCUUUUCAUAUUGUACACAAGGCACAUAGAGAGGAAUUAGAACAAGUAUUACACCUACUAGAAAAAGUUUUAACUCUUCUUCCUGAACUUUUAAAUAGACGAUGGCAAUGUCAUAGUCUUGCAAGAAUUCUACAAAAGUUAUUACACCCUGGAAAUAGUUGGAAACUUCGUAGGCAGGCCAUAAGGUAUUUUAUUUUAUGGUACCAAGCACUGGGUGAAAAUGCUCCUGAACAUAUCCAUCAAAUGUUUGCCUGUUUGGUCCCAGGCUUUCCACCACCACAGUCUUUGCACUAUAAGUGUGAACGUAAAAUUGAUAACAAAAAAGAUAAAUCAACGAGAACAAGCACAUCUGAUGAGAAAGAGAAAAGAGACUUUUAUGAUGCACAAGUGAUACAGAGUAUUUUUCAUGAUAAUGGUUCAAAUCAGGGUCCAAUAAGUCAGGUAGAUGGUGGACCUAUUUUACCUCCGCAAGGAGGAGAAAAGCCAUUAGACAAUGAGACUGUUAGAUUUUUAGAAGCAUUAUUGGAGUUCAUGGUGACACAGGUAGUCAAAAUAGAAUGGAGAGAUAAAACAACGAGGCAGCACAAGACAUUUCAAUUUUUAUUAGAACGCUUUAAAGCAACUUACCUCCGUUAUAUAUGUCCAGAAUUUGAUGACAAUUUUUCUUUAUAUAAGCCUAAUUUAGAAUUGCCUACAGUGAGAAAACCAACUAAUCAAAGUCAGAAUAAUUACGUUCUCUGUAAAGUCGCAUUAAUCAAAUGGAUUGCGAACUUUACUCAUGUUGCAAGAAAAGAUAGUCUUUUUACACAUCUCCCACAAAGCACAACACCCAAUGAAGAAAAUCCAGAGUCAGAACUGCGUCGCGUUUCAGUUACACAACAUUCGAGUGAUUCGAAUUUACUUUCACCUGAAUCUACACUCUCUCAACAUGAUAAUCAAAAUCAAGAAGAUAACACUAUAUCAGCUGUUACUUUAGUCAGAGAAGUUCUCUAUGGAAAUAGAGAUAAUGUUAAUUUUGUUCAUGAACUUUAUAGACAAGCAUUUCUCUUAGAUUUCAGUCAUGCAGGAGCAAUAAGGAAAGCUAUAGCUGUAUAUAAGGAUUGGAUACAAAUGAAUGAAUUACCUCCAUUUAUGUUAGAACCUUUGGAUGGACAUAAAGAACGAGACUAUGACGAUAGUCUGAAAAAAGAAUCUAAUGAGACAGAUAAAAGUCCAUCCGAAAAUUAUCGACAACCUAGAUUGAGAAAUGAUUCAUAUUUAGGUGCUAUACAUAGGGAAAAUUUGUUUAUAAGAGCAGGAUUACAAAAUGUACUGCAAGUAUUUAUUACACAAGCAUCACACGUUUUUUUCCUUGAAUAUUCAGGUUUAAAUUCAACUGCAGCUUUAAUAGAAGAACAAACUGAUAGUUGUAAACGAGUUUUGAAUGUUUAUCGAUAUGUUGUCAUGCAUUCAAGAUUGGAGCCUGCAACGUGGGAGCAAUUGCUUAGAGUACUGCUUCAAAUUACGUCGUUAGUACUGAGUGAAAAUUCAUCUCGCCGCAAACACCAUGAAACAAUUGGUGGCAAAUUAGCACCUGCUAUAUUUCAAACUUUGAUUGUUACUUGGAUAAAAGCCAAUUUAAAUGUGGUCAUAUCUACCCAUCUUUGGGAUCAGUUUCUAGAAGUACUAUCUUCUUUGACACAAUGGGAAGAAUUAAUUCGAGAAUGGGCAAAAACAUUGGAUACUUUAACACGAGUACUCGCAAGGCAUGUAUAUAACUUAGAUUUAAAUGAUCUACCAUUAGAUAGAUUAAGUGAACAAAAAACAAAAAGACGUCGUGGAGUUGGAAGUCGUGCUGCAUCGAUAGGAAGUGUUCAGCCACCAUGUAAAGGAAGUAUUGAUCAAGAGAGUAAUACUACAUCAAAAGAAAAUGUAACAGACCAUCCAUUACGAGAUUUAAGAAAAGGUCGAUUAUUACCACGCAGUGCAAGCGAUAACACUAUUUAUAAUGGAAAAGCUCGUACGAAGUUUCACAGAAGUCGUACUCAUACUGUACAUACUGGGGUUCCUGUACUUCCCCUAUCUAUAGAGCAAGAUAUGGCACGAUUACUAUCAAGUGGUCCUACAUCAUCAAUAACUGGAAAAAUGCUACCAAACAGACGUGCUAAAUCAUUGGAUAGCAUUGUCAUAGUUGAUAGUGAACCACCAUCUCCACGUUGUCCCUCUCCAACACCAAGCAGUGGCGUUGACAGCAAUAAAGAUAGUCCAAUACAAAUAGAGAACAUUGAUGGCAGCAGUAUUGAUACAAAUGAUAUAACAGAAAGAAGAUCUGUUAUGGCAGGUGGAGGAGUACGAGGAUGGUUGCCAGAUGUUGCUGUCGUAUUAUGGAGGCGAAUGUUAUCUGCUUUGGGAGAUGUAAAUAAUAUUCAAGAUCCAAUAUUACAUGGUCAAGUUAUGGAUUAUCUCGUACAACUUACACAAACUCUUAUAAAGAUUCGUUUAAAUCAAGGUGUCUCUGGAGAUAAUCAAGUAACACCUCCUGCUCCAGAACUUAUUCCACCUCUAACAGUUAUAGCUCCAUGGUGUUUUAAGGCAAUACAGUUACCAGCUCAAUAUGAAGUAGGCAAAUUAGCCGCAUAUCGCCUUAUAUGUCUUUUAACUGUCCAACCUUUGGAUAUAAAUUUACCGAAACAGCAUUUGAAUCUUUUUUAUCGUGCUGUUCAUAAUGGGAUUGCUAGCAACGAUAGUAAAGUACUCCAUGUAUUAGUCAAAUAUACUGGGCCUCGAUUAUUUAGUUUAAAUCUACCUGGUUCUAGUCUUCUUAUUUUGGAUUAUAUACAUGCCGCUAAUGUAAUACUAAGUAGUCAAGAUGUCGAGGCACCCAGAACGGAAGCUGUCUCUAUAAUCGGUUCGUUAUUAUCAUUACCUGCAACAAUAGCUAAAUUGCCUGUGCUGCAACCAAAUGGAUCUGAUAUUCUAACAAUAGUAUGCCCCGAUGCAAAGGAACAUGUAGUGAAUAUUCUUUUGAGAAGCUGUAGACGCGAACCAACUGGCAUAGCAAGAUGUUUAGCCCUUUCUAGCAUAGCCAUGUUUGCGUACAGAGAAUUAUCUUGUAAAAAUCAACAUCCACGAAUUCCAGAGGCUGUUACUGUUCUUCUUCUUGCACUUAGGGCUACACAUGUGACAGUUGCUCAGGUAGCAUGCGAUUCCCUUUUACUUUUGUGCGACAAGGCAGACACUUUAUUGGAGUUAUAUCCUAAUGUGCCAUGCAAAAUUACACAUGUUCUUUCAGAGACACUUGGACGUAUGACUCUACGAGAAAGGCGUGGCCCAUUAACUAUAUCAAUGAUAUUUUGUUUAGGAGAAUGGGCUAUGAAUUUGGGUCCAACUGUAUUGUUACGUAUAUAUCAGGGAAAACCACUUUUAAUGACAUUAUUCACAGUUUUAGAUAACAUAGCACAAAAUAAAGGAGGAAAAGAUCCACCAAAAACUAAUAAAUGUCACCAAGAUGAAGAUGAAGAUUUUGAUCCCGACAUUACCUUAGAUAACUUAACGGAUGAAGUAUGCGCAAAGUCUCCUCAUCGUGGUAACGUUCAUUCGGUUCAGCUUGCAGCGAAAAUGGUAAUGAUGCAUUUGAUCAAUCAUCUGGGUCAUUUUCCAAUGGGUAUUGGUGCAGCUCGUCUUUCGUCGUUAGUUGUUGAAUUGGAUGAUGUACCAGGAAUUGAAGGAGACGAGCUUUCUUCUGCAAUCUUUCAAGCACCAAAUAUACAAUUAUUAAUGCUUUCCAAUUCAAUUAUAAUGUCUCUUGUUGAAUUAGCUGCACUUGAUGCACCCGGAGGAGGUGUUACAGCUGGCUUAACGACAGCUCCUUCUUUAGUAAGAGUUUUAUUACGAGAUUUAGCAGGGAAAGCAUCUUGGGAUAGUUCCAUUUUGUACAGUCAACCCUUUAUUGACGACGAAUUUCAAACACCGUUUGCAAAAUCAGUUGAUUGGGAUAUAAAAUCUCAUAAGGAAGAAUUGAAUAGUGUUAUAACGCAGCAGAGCUGCGCUUCGAGACACACUAUAAGGCAUCGCGAGCCUCAUAUUUUGCCAACAUUUGCAAACGGUGCAAGUGAUAUGGACAAUUUAGAUGAUCUUCUUCAAUAUAUAGGACAUACGAGUCCUGAAGUUUUAUGUAAUCCGGAGAUAGCAUUAAAUGCACCUGCUAAUCCACCGCAUGGAUUGUAUCUUGAAAGUGAAACUAUUGCAACUAUUUUAAAUCAACGAAAUGCAGAGCAAGAACAUCUUAAUAAUUGGAGUCAACAUAUUAGUAUGUGUGCGACACCAAUUAGUCCACCAACGUGCCGCCAACCACCAGCACCGUUUCAUCACUGCCGACUUCUAUUUUCUCAUUUGGGCCUGUCUGGUUGGGAACAACGGAGAAAGUUACAUUUGCUUACUAAAAAUGAAAAACUUCUACGUGAAUUACGAAAUCUUGAUAGUCAACGUUCUAGAGAGACACAUAAGAUCGCAGUGAUCUAUGUUAGUCAGGGACAAGAAGAUAAAAACUCCAUAUUAAGCAAUGUCGCAGCUAGUAAGGAGUAUGAAAAUUUUGUAGCCAGGUUAGCUUGGGAAGUUGAACUCGAAUCACAUACAGGUUUUCUUGGGGGUCUUGUGCCUGGAAAAGCAUCUGGUGUAACUGCACCUUAUUUUGCAACAUCUUUCACCGAAGUUCUCUUUCAUGUAGCAACAAGAAUGCCAUCCGAUAGUCCAGAAAGUUUAUUACAAAAGACACGACAUCUUGGCAACGACGAAGUUCAUAUCGUUUGGUCAGAACAUUGGAGAGAUUAUCGUAGAGAUAUCAUACCGACCGAAUUUUGUGAUGUUUUAAUAGUUAUUUAUCCAUUGCACAAUAAGUUAUAUAGAAUACAAAUUUCUAGAAAACCAGAAAUACCAUUUUUUGGUCCAUUGUUUGAUGAAUGUAUUGUUGAAGACAAAGUUCUCCCUGGUUUGGUUAGAACCACAGCUUUAGCUGCGAGUAGAGCCAAGAGAUCAACACUUACAUUAUAUCAACAUUAUUACGAGGAACGGGCACGAUCUAUCGAUACUGUAAUGAGGAAUCAUAAAGAAUCUACAACUUUUGAAGAGUUCACUGCAAAUGUCUAUUCUCCGGUACAACCAGCAAGUCCAUUCAGUGGAACGUCUUCUGUAUCUGGAUCUACAACAAGCGUGCAAUCCACAGCAUCGUCAAACCUUGCGGCGGCACUUAUAGAUUCGCAUCAGGGUCGUUCUGGUCUACGCAGUACUUCGGCAACAAGCAAUGAUACUCGUGCAAAUAGAGCUUCUGAUGGAAGCAGAGUAUGGUUCAGUAGUGAUGCUCAGGAAAAUACUGCUUUGCAUGGAAUUUCACCAAGACCUGUUAAAAAGAUGUCUUUCAAAAGCGGGCCAAAGCAGAGAACAAAUACACAGCCUACACCGCCGGACAGUCCAAGAUACAAAUAAUUCGACAUUAAUUUUCUAAGAAGAAUGUUUGCACAAUGGGUGGUUUAGGUAUGUCUUUUAAGUUCUAUUCUAUUGUGAUGGAAAUUUUCAAAUUAAUAUAGAUAAUAGAGAGUAAUAUAGGAUGGUGUCUAGUAACAAAAAAAUGUUCAAGAAAUUUUUCAUAUUUAGCACAUCUAUCGGAUAUAAUGUAACACUUAAUAAUUACACUGAACUUGAAUAUUUUACUUCAUUGGAAUUGAACAUCUGAUUAGGUUUAAUGUUUUCUGUUUUCCGUCCUUAGAUUUAAUUUUCACAUACUAGUUGUACAGAUUAUUGCUUAUUUGUUGCAACGUAAAUAUUAAUUUAUUACAGUAUAAUUUCAUAGAAAAAUAUAUUGUAUCAUAGAUAUAACGAUAAGUAUAUUUUCUUUAAAUAUUUACUAGCUUAACGUUCGAGCUGGAAUAAUUGUACAGUAAUUUACUCAAAUUGAUUUGAUUGACUAUUUGAAAUAAGCAAGUUAUAUAAAGAAUAUACAUAUUAAGUGAACAUGUUUUCAUACAGUGUAGAUCUUUUAUUGCAUUUCAAGUAACAAUGUGAAAUACUUGAAAAAAUACUUGAAAAAAUCUAAUAUGACAAUAUGUAGUUUUGGGAUAAUUAUUUAAUUUCUUAGAAAAUUUCGCUACAAGUAAAUAAUAUAGUUUUAUUUAAAAAAAUAAUAGAUUGUAACAUUUUAUUUAUGAAAAUGAUAUUAUUGUUUCACCAUUAGCAAAAUGUUUUUAGAUUUUGUUCUAAAGUGAAAUUCUAUAAAGAUUUAUUCAUUAAUUAUUAUUCAUUCAGUAAUUUACUCGAAACAACUCGUACAUUCCAUGAAUGUCUUUUUUUUUUUGGCGUUUGCACUUCUUAUUUUCAUAUGCAUUUUGAAUAUUAGCACUCUUAAAUAUUGCAUUCCAGUUUCUUUUUGUACGACUUAAUAAAAUUGAAUUAACUUUCAUGUAUUUCAACGAAAUACAUUUUUAGAAAAUUAUUGCCUAGAGCAAAGUGUUGGUAGUAUGAAAAGCUGUUUACAAAAUAUAUUUUUUUUCAUACCAAAGUCAGAGGUGCUUAAUUUUUGUAAUGUCGAACACAUGUAAGUACUUCUAUAUUGUAUAAAUUCAAAUGAAAAAUAUAGUAGAAAAAAAUAAUAAGAAAAAUAUUGGCAGAACGAAUAACGGAGUCAACAUUUAUUGAAUAAGUAAUUGCUUAAUAUAUAUAUACAAAUAAUAUUAACUUAGUAAUAAUAUUUAAAAGUAUUAAUGCUAUUCAAUGCUAUUAAUAAAUAAUGAAAUGACGAAAAAAAAAUAAUGAAUUAUUAAGUAAUUAGAUUAUGCUAUGAUAAGUGUCUGAUAGUUUAUUUGCAUAAAGACACUUUUAAAUCUGUGCAGUUAGAAGAAUUGACUCUCUGCGUGUGAUUAGAAUUUUUUGACCAUUUAAGAAAUUUCAAAUAAAAAACACAUUCAAAAUUGUAGACAUUAGCAAUGAAAAUAUAGGUAGUAAUUACCAAUGGAUAGAUCAUGGCCAAAGCAGCAUUAUUUUUUCACUAAUUUAUAUUGAGAAAGAAUGAAAAGGAAUGUAUGUAUUGUACAUAAAUCGCUAAGCAGAUAGAUGGUGGUGGAGUUAUUUCAUCAAAUAAUUCAUUAUUAUGAAAUGUAUUAUUAUUACAUUAUUAUGAAUCUGAUCUAUAUAUGUAUCUACAUACAUGCACUCUCAUGUGUGCACACACAAAGGAUACACAUACACGAAAGUGAAACAAUUUAUUAUAAUACUUCAAACUAUUACUGUGAAUUGUAUUUAUAUAUUGUACUUAAUUGUUCUAUAAUUAGUGUUACUAAUUGCUAUAUGCUAUAAUUUUCGUUAUAUUAUUGUUAUAAGAUUUUAUGUUUAUAUAAACUGAUCUUAUGACGGAGUAUAAACAAAACAGAUAUAAUCACAUGUAGAGAUAUGAGAAAGAAAAAAUACGUAGUUGCUUAUUUACAAAGAAUGCAAAAUUUCUUUGAUAAGAUAGCAAUUUAUUUAUAUAAAGCCUAAGAAAAUAAUUUAUCAACAAAAUCUUUUAUUUUACACUAACAUCUUUUUCUAUAUAAAAAAAUAUUAAAACUUCUACUACAUAUACGCAUACGCUUAAGGAUAUUUACUUAUGUUACUGUUUACGCAGGAUAUAUAUGUAUGUAUACAUGCUUUAUAUAUAUAUAUAUGCAAAAUGUUUUAUAUGUAUUAUAAAACAGUACUCUCUGUUCUUUCCGUACUAAGAAAGUUUAUGUUGCUUAACAAAUAAAAUAUAUUGAAAAUAUUCAUUUACCAUUAUAUAAAAUGUAAAAUAUUUUAACUAAUUCUAACAUAUUAAUUAUUUUGUACGGAAAACAUAACUAAAUAUAUUUAACUUAACAUCCUUUACACACACAGACACACACACACAUACACACGAUUCUGUAAAGGGUAUGAAUAUACUCGUAAUAUGAUUGAUCUGAGAAAUAUCAAGCGUGAUUGGCACUGUUAUAAACACAUGGUAUUUAAAACAUUUGCAAAAAAAUAUUUUAUUGUAAUGAAAACUUGUUAUAUAUCCAAAGAUUUUUUCUCAUAGUGUUAAUUAUAUAUCUCUGUAUUUGACUGUAUGUCUUGCAGCACAAUAAAAUUGUGAUGAUUCUACCUUGA
This is a messenger RNA of Vespula vulgaris, 8581 nucleotides long. Its product is annotated as probable Rho GTPase-activating protein CG5521. NCBI's taxonomy places the organism in Eukaryota, Metazoa, Arthropoda, Insecta, Hymenoptera, Vespidae. Gene Ontology annotation, biological process: regulation of small GTPase mediated signal transduction; positive regulation of GTPase activity. The record is from RefSeq and is a predicted model, not a curated record. Gene Ontology annotation, molecular function: GTPase activator activity. The coding region runs from base 233 to 5914 and encodes 1893 amino acids. Gene Ontology annotation, cellular component: nucleus; cytoplasm. The transcript is spliced from 23 exons.